AGCGCCUGAGGAGACAUCGACCCUAGCCUCUCCACCUUAGUUGCAUAUGAAGGAUCAUGUAAUUAACAAUUUGACAGAAAACAAGAUUAAUGAAUUCUCCCAAUUAAUCACAGAUCCAAGAAUGCAUACAGAACGUACGUAUGUAGAAGAAAAACUUAGACAAUCCAAACGUAAAUAUUGAAAUGUAUUUCGAGAGUUCCAAGGAAUUUGAGGGAAAAAUCUAAAAAUACUAAUGCAUGAAUCACCCGCUCAAGAACCUGCAUCAACGUUGAUGCCAAGUCAAACUGAGAGAAGCUUCAAUCCAAGACUUAAUGUAAAGAUUGAGAGAAAGUACAGGAACUCCGGGAUACUUUGGUACAUUCUGUUUGCUUGGCUUUCUACGGCACGUACCGUAACCGUUACAUUCCCACCUCCAUCACCAUUUCCCGUUUCAUAUAAUCUCUUCCUUUUUAAAAGUUGCCUUCCUUUUCAAGCACGCAGCCGAUUAGUGUGUGAACGCAGAGCCACCAUUGUCGUGCUUGUAAAAUGUCAUCCACAUGAUUCAAUCAGGUGAAAGCCUAUCUGCAUCCCUGCCAAAAACAAAAGUUAAUUUAUAUGUAAAAUGACAUCCACAUAAUUCAAUAUAAAUUUCCUUUCCAAUUUGUGUUCUUAUUACCAACUCUAAAACCAGAGAAAAUCCGUCAUUUAUUAGCUGCAUUCUUCAGAAUUCUUGUUUCUUGGGAGGAAAGGGAGGCAAUGGAGUGUGGCAGGAUCAAGAUUGUUAUUACCUUGUGCUCGCUGCUCCUUCUUUUUCCUGUGAUUCACGGCUGGGGAACUGAUGGGCAUCUCACAAUUUGCAGAAUUGCUCAGUCUAGGCUGAGCACGGUGGCGGCGGAUGCGGUGAAGCAACUGCUUCCUGACUAUGCACAGAAUGACUUGGGCAGCCUGUGCAUAUGGCCAGAUCAUGUCAAGUUUAUUUACCACUGGUCAUCUGCCCUUCACUAUAUUAACACUCCUGAUGUUUGCAAUUACCAGUACAAUAGGGACUGCAAAGAUGAGACUGGAGAGAAGGGGCGUUGUGUUGCGGGGGCAAUUAACAAUUAUACCACUCAGCUUCUCACCUACAGUAGCCAUUCUUCUCAACCUAAAUAUAACCUCACGCAGGCGCUUCUAUUUCUUUCCCAUUUCAUAGGAGACAUCCAUCAGCCUCUGCAUGUAGGUUUUGGUCCGGACAAGGGAGGCAACACAAUUGAUGUUCACUGGUACGCAACGAAGCAAAAUCUUCAUCAUAUAUGGGAUUCCAACAUAAUUGAUACAGCAGAAGAGAGAUUCUACCAUUCCAACGUAGAAGAACUAAUUGACGCGAUUAAACAGAACAUUACGACUGAAUGGUCAGAUCAAGUUAAGGGUUGGGAGACCUGCAGCCUAAACAAGACAGCGUGCCCCGACGUAUACGCAUCUGAAGGCAUCGAAGCAGCUUGUGAUUGGGCAUACAAGGGUGCAGAUGAAGGUUCAGUGCUAGAAGACGAAUACUUCCUCUCCCGGCUACCAAUAGUCCAUAGGCGGUUAGCUCAAGGUGGUGUCCGUCUAGCAGCCACUCUCAACCGCAUCUUCGGGUGACAGAACACUUGUUCUGCUUGAAGUUAACAAGAUUUCCAGAAGCUUAUAUGCCUCUAAAUUUAAAUAUAUUGCACUUGUAGUUAUGUUGUUAUCUAUUGUUCUAGAAAUAUCUUUGUUUCAAGCACUUGAACAAUUACAAACCCUGUAUAAUAUAUCUUACUGCUUAAUUAGUUUCUUACA
Messenger RNA from Pyrus x bretschneideri (Chinese white pear), 1779 nucleotides. Its product is annotated as endonuclease 2-like. Lineage: Eukaryota; Viridiplantae; Streptophyta; Magnoliopsida; Rosales; Rosaceae. Gene Ontology annotation, biological process: DNA catabolic process. Bases 736 to 1599 code for a protein of 287 amino acids. The record is from RefSeq and is a predicted model, not a curated record. The transcript has 9 exons. Gene Ontology annotation, molecular function: endonuclease activity; nucleic acid binding.